Exaiptasia diaphana is the source of this 1916-nucleotide messenger RNA. Its product is annotated as zinc finger protein 395. Gene Ontology annotation, molecular function: DNA-binding transcription factor activity; RNA polymerase II cis-regulatory region sequence-specific DNA binding. Gene Ontology annotation, biological process: regulation of transcription by RNA polymerase II. Gene Ontology annotation, cellular component: nucleus. The record is from RefSeq and is a predicted model, not a curated record. The coding region runs from base 122 to 1465 and encodes 447 amino acids. The transcript is spliced from 5 exons. NCBI's taxonomy places the organism in Eukaryota, Metazoa, Cnidaria, Anthozoa, Actiniaria, Aiptasiidae.
CAGAACCAAAACAAACUAAACCCGGCUUUGCUAAAGCGCGAGGCACUUUCCAUCUAGAACACCAAAACCGGUCUACUUGCUAAAUCAAGGAGCUGAUCUGUCCAGAAAACUUCCCCAUGCAAUGUAUUCCUCUCGAACGAGAGCGAAAAACGUAUUGCUAGGGCAGAARGUAUGUGCACCUUGGAAAGACGGCCUAUAUUAUUCCGGUGUCAUCGAAGCUGUGAAAAGUCGUCCAACCGGCGAGAGCACAUUCACCAUUCUUUUCGAAGAUGGCUACAUUGCUGAAGUUGACGAGGAAGAUAUCGUAGGUCCAAGCUUUGCUAAWGMUUCCUCGGUAAAUCUGCAGGCUGGACAACGAGUGUUCGUGAUGUACCACGGCCGAGAAGUUCCCGCAAAAGUCAUGAAAAAUAAGGCCGAGUGGACGAAAGUUGUCGUUCGAGUGAUGGACCACGGAGAGCACUUGUUGACCGUACAAAAGGACGAAAUACGAUUACUAAAAGGACAAAAACAAUCUUCAAAAGAAACRGAGGAUCUUAACAACGAAGCUAAAGAGUGUCCCGUGCCCUGCAAGAUAAAAGCUCAUGGAAUUGACGUCGGCCAAUGUCCUUCAAAAAACCAAGAGAACUUAACUAGAAGUGAAGAAAUGGCAGCUUUGGUUCUAACAGCUCUCUCAAUCUCACCGGUGCUGAAGGACCAAGAGAAUCCGUUUAUGGACGAGCAAAUUUUCUCCCCUUCUCCUGACUCUGGUACGGAAAUGUUUUCAGCKUGUUCUCCACAAUAUAGUCUCUCGGAAUCACCUAUCGGCUCGACUUCACCAUGUUCUCUCGAUGAACUCAAGUACAACUCAACAUAUCAUACUGAUGAAGGAAUUGCAUUGGACUUUGUUAAGAAAGAACGCACUCGGAAAAGAAAGAACAGUACAUCGUCUACUGGAUCCCUCAAAAAGGUUAUCUACCUGUGUACUUGGCCUGGUUGUGGGAAAUCAUUGAGCACUGUGCAAGGAAUAGUUCGUCACGUUCGAACGAUUCAUCUGGGACCCAAGAGACAUUCAGAAGAUGGCUUCAGCGAUGGUGAAGAGGAGUUCUAUUUUACUGAAAAAGAUGACGAUCAGGAUGAUUUUGGUGACUUUUUCCCUCAUCCCUUAGCCCUUUCACCUACUCCAACUCAAUCGCACUUUGAUAUGGUCAAAAGUCCAUGGGCUGAACCUUGCCCAAGUCCUGAUAUUGUCGAAUCGACCGAAAACUCGCCACAGAAUCUCCGCUUUAACUGGGAUUUCCACAUUUCUGAUCAGACAAGCGCCGCUAAAACGGCUGCCUCAACAACCCGCUCGACCCAACCUGCACAUCACAGAAAACUGAGAGGCGAAAGCAAGAAAUGCCGCAAAGUCUAUGGCAUGGAUAACCGGCAUCUUUGGUGUACGCAGUGCCGUUGGAAAAAGGCAUGCGUACGAUUUGUUGAUGGCUAAAUGAGGAUUUCGGCCUUCUCAAAGGACAUAUUGAUGCCAUGCUUUAGCAAUGGGUUGUAAAUAGAUUAUUUUUUCCUAAUAGUCGAAUUUAUAAUAUCGCAUCUAUAUAUUUGAUAUUAUUCAAUGAAUCCUUACGUCAAUAUAUUCCACAUAUUGUAGUGGCGAGAUGAGCGUUAUUUUCCUGUUGCUCCAGUUUAACGGCAUAAAGAGACGGAAAUACAUAUUGCUAAGCACAUAUAAAUAGAUAAAACUCUAAAGAAAUAAGUUAUAUUAAGUUAUCUUUGCUCUUAGGAGCAAAACAUGCCCCGAGUAUUAAACAUUAUCGCAUGGUCUUUGAGGGCUAGUAAGUUACAGCUUAUCAGUAGAACUCUUAGCACAUCGGGAGAUAAAAAGCAAGAACAUGAAAUUUUGUUCUUAAAUUAUCAAUAAAGUAUACUUCAGAAAUCUUUAA